AUGGCCGGCAACAUGGGCAUGGAACAGUUGAUACCCAUCGUGAACAAGCUCCAAGAUGCAUUCACCCAGCUGGGCGUGCACAUGCAGCUGGACCUGCCCCAGAUCGCGGUGGUCGGUGGCCAGAGCGCUGGUAAAAGUUCCGUGCUGGAGAACUUUGUGGGAAGGGAUUUUCUACCAAGAGGUUCUGGAAUUGUAACUCGUCGUCCUCUUAUUCUUCAGUUGAUUAAUAGUACAUUGGAAUAUGGAGAAUUUCUUCAUUGCAAAGGAAAAAAGUUUGCUGAUUUUGAUGAAAUUAGGCGUGAAAUAGAAAAUGAAACUGAUCGUAUGACUGGAUCUAAUAAAGGAAUUUCUAACAUACCAAUAAAUUUGAGGGUAUAUUCUCCUAAUGUUUUAAACAUCACAAUGAUCGACUUGCCUGGCUUGACAAAAGUGCCAGUGGGUGAUCAACCAGCUGACAUUGAACAACAAAUCAAAGACAUGCUGUUCCAAUUUAUCACAAAAGAAACAUGUCUUAUACUGGCUGUUUCACCAGCUAAUGCUGAUUUGGCUACUUCAGAUGCCUUACAAAUUUCAAAACAAGUUGACCCAGACGGUAUGCGAACUAUUGGUGUCAUAACAAAAUUGGAUCUGAUGGACGAAGGAACUGAUGCUAGAGACAUACUAGAGAACAAGCUUCUGCCUCUCAGGCGUGGUUACAUUGGUGUAGUAAAUAGAAGUCAGAAAGAUAUCGAUGGCCGUAAAGAUAUAAAAGCUGCUUUGAGUGCAGAAAGGAAAUUCUUCUUGGCACAUCCAUCAUAUAGACACAUGGCUGACAGACUUGGUACACCAUAUUUGCAAAGAGUUUUGAAUCAACAGCUCACAAAUCAUAUUAGAGAUACAUUGCCAGGCCUUAGAGAUAAAUUACAAAAACAAUUACUUACAUUAGAAAAAGAUGUCGAACAAUUUAAAUACUUUAGGCCAGAUGAUCCAGCUAUUAAAACCAAAGCAAUGUUACAAAUGAUUCAACAACUUCAAUCUGAUUUUGAACGUACAAUUGAAGGUUCUGGUUCUGCUCAGAUAAAUACCAAUGAACUAUCUGGUGGUGCUAAAAUCAAUCGUUUGUUCCAUGAACGUUUCCCAUUUGAAAUUGUGAAAAUGGAAAUUGAUGAAAAAGAACUAAGGAGGGAAAUAGCAUUUGCCAUCAGAAACAUUCAUGGUAUAAGAGUGGGUUUAUUCACACCUGAUAUGGCAUUUGAAGCUAUUGUGAAAAAACAAAUUGCUAGAUUGAAAGAACCAUCAUUGAAAUGUACCGAUCUCGUUGUUAAUGAAUUAUCUAACGUCGUUAGAAUUUGUACAGAUAAGAUGUCCAGGUAUCCACGUUUACGAGAAGAAACAGAACGUAUCAUUACAUCAUAUAUUCGUAAUCGUGACCAAAUGUGUAAAGAACAGUUAAUCCUAUUGGUUGAAUGUGAACUUGCUUACAUGAAUACAAAUCAUGAAGAUUUCAUAGGAUUUGCAAAUGCACAACAGUCUUCUGAUAACUCAAACAAAACUCAUAAGCUUGGUAAUCAGGUGAUACGUAAAGGAUGGAUGUGUAUACACAAUUUAGGCAUUAUGAAAGGAGGAUCUAGGGAUUAUUGGUUUGUGUUAAUGUCAGAAAACAUCUCAUGGUUCAAAGAUGAAGAGGAAAGAGAAAAAAAGUACAUGUUACCAUUAGAUGGAUUGAAAAUCAAAGAUGUUGAACAAGGUUUUAUGUCACGUCGUCAUACAUUUGCACUAUUUAAUCCAGAAGGCCGUAAUGUUUACAAGGACUACAAACAGCUUGAAUUAAGUUGCGAAACACAAGAUGAUGUAGAUUCUUGGAAGGCAUCAUUUUUACGUGCAGGUGUUUACCCAGAAAAGUCAUCCGAUGUAUCCAAUAGUGAUGAGAGCAGUACAGAAUCGACCACAUCUAUGGAUCCAGUUUUAGAAAGACAAGUAGAGACUAUACGAAAUCUAGUUGAUUCAUAUAUGAAAAUUGUAACAAAAUCUUGUCGAGAUCUAGUCCCUAAAAUCAUUAUGCAUUUGAUCAUAAACAACUCAAAAGAUUUUAUUAAUGGAGAAUUAUUAGCUCAUCUUUAUGCAUCUGGUGAUCAGUCUCAAAUGAUGGAAGAAAGUGCAGAAGAGGCUGUAAAACGUGAAGAAAUGAUGCGCAUGUACCAAGCAUGUAAAGAAGCAUUGAGAAUUAUUGGUGAUGUAUCAAUGGCUACUGUUACCACACCCGUUCCACCACCAGUCAAGAAUGAUUGGCUUGCAUCUAGUCUUGAUAACCCAAGGUUGUCUCCUCCAAGCCCUGGUGGUGCUGGACGUAGAGGAGUACCUUCCAACCCAACACCUGCAAAUGCUGCAUCAAGAGCACCUCCACCACCUCCAGCUUCAGGAAGACCAGCUCCAGCAAUACCCAACAGACCUGGGCCAGAACAGGGACGACAACCUCCUGCUCCACCUGGUAGGCCUGGUGGCCAGGGACUUCCUCCUCCUUUAAUUCCUUCGCGAGGAUCAAUGCCGCAAAUACCGCAACGUGUACAACAAGCGGUCGGCCAAGCUGUGGCACAAGUAGCUGUCAAUGAGCUUACCAAUGCUUUUGCCAACCGUUUCAAAUAA
Macrosiphum euphorbiae (potato aphid) is the source of this 2622-nucleotide messenger RNA. The record is from the annotation of a GenBank genome assembly. Lineage: Eukaryota; Metazoa; Arthropoda; Insecta; Hemiptera; Aphididae.